Molecule: messenger RNA, 2249 nt
Organism: Zootoca vivipara (common lizard)
Lineage: Eukaryota; Metazoa; Chordata; Lepidosauria; Squamata; Lacertidae
Source: RefSeq, a predicted model, not a curated record
GACUUCCUCGCAAACGGGGAGAAGGUUGCGCCUGUGCGGAGUCACUUCCUGCUCCGCCUCUCCUGGGGGAAGCCUGGUGGGAGAGGGGAGACCCAAAGGAGCUUUUAUGUAUAUACUGCAUAUUGCAUCUCCGGAAAGCGGGAGGAUCUCCUGGGAUUUGAGGGAUCAGGCAAAGGAUCCCGACCUAGAAUCCAGCUGUGAACUCUGGAGGGCCUGCCAUUUCCGCACUUGAUUUGGUGGGAGGCUCAUUUCACACACCCCAAUUCAGGCCAGCCUUGGCCCCGGAACCAAAAUGGCGGAAGAUCAUGGCGAUGCAUCCGAUUUUGCCGCAGAGACGAUCAGAAAGUUGGGUGUGAAGACUGAGAAGCAGGACCCAGUGGACACCGAGACAGGGAACGGCAUAGGGAAAGAGCCUCGUGCCGCCCAGCCUGAGAGUGCCAAGGGAUUCUGGGAGGGUGCCGCACUGCACCAUGUCAAAUGGGAGCGCGAGGGGGCAGCGCAAGGAUGCUGGGAGACUCAGUGGCAGCGGUUUCUGAGGGCGGUACAGUCCCCGCACUCGGAACAAGGAAAGGCCCCACAGCCGGAACCUGGACUGAGGGAUGUUUCUCAGGCCGAUCUGCCUCCCUUUGAGGGAGUGUCGGAGACAGGCCUGCAGCUGAGGAGACAGGAAGGGGCUCAACUCCUGCCCAGCGGUGAAGCCCAUAAGAACUCGGGGACCGAAGGCGAGGUCCUUGUUCCUGGGAUGGUAAAGGAAGAGGACCUGGAUGCAGAGAGUGUCCGCCAGCACUUCCGGCAGUUUUGCUACCGGGCGGCCGAGGGGCCCCGAGAGGUUUGCAGCCGCCUCCGGGACCUUUGCCGACAGUGGCUGCAGCCGGAGAGGCACACCAAGGAGCAGAUCCUGGAGCUGCUGGUGUUGGAGCAAUUUCUGACCGUUCUGCCUCCGGAAGUCCAGGCCUGGGUCAGGGAGGGAAGCCCGGAGUCCUGCGCACAAGCAGUGGCCCUGGCUGAGGACUUCCUGCUGCAACAAUCCCGAGAGGAGGAGAGAUGGGAAGAGGAGGUGGCAGGGGUGUCUAAGGAGGUAGCUGCCCAGUCUUCAGAGGCAGAGCAGGCUCCGUCAGACACCUGGCAGGCGGUGCUCUGCAGAGAGGUCAAGCAGGAGGGGGACAGAGACACCACCUAUGCAGCAGAUGAACAGAAGAGGCCAUUUGUGAUGGAGCAAAAUUGGACAGGACGUCCCGGGGAAGAAGAUCCACGUGGGAUAUUGGCAGAAAGGGAUAAACGGAGCAUUGCCCAGUGCCCGAUUCGGGGAGCAACUUCUGAAAUCCAAGAGGGGAAGGAAAGGGGUGCAGUCACGAAUUCUUGGGGAGAUGAGAAAGGACUGGAGGGAAAUGGCAAGGGAGCAAAGGCCGACCUUGAAUGCAGGAAAGCGCUUGGACACGAUUCUGAAAACGAAAUAAACCUUGGGCAAGAGAAGCUGUGCAAGUGCCCAAUCUGCGGGCAAAGCCUUAGCAGGAGAACGGGGCUCCUUAUACACCAGAGGAUCCACACGGGAGAGAAACCCUACAGCUGCUCGGUCUGCAGGAAAAGCUUCCGGCACAAGUCGGUCCUUAUUCGACAUCAGAGAAUCCACACGGGAGAGAAGCCACACAAGUGCCCCGACUGCACCAAAAGCUUCCGGGACAGAUCCGCUUUGGAUGUGCACCAGAGGACACACACGAGGGAAAAGCCCUAUCAGUGUUCGGACUGUGGGAAAAGCUUCAGCCAUCGCUCCAACUUGAUUACUCAUGAGCGGAUCCACACGGGAGAGAAGCCGUUCAAGUGCUUGGAGUGCGAGAAAAGCUUCAGCGACCGGUCGUCCCUGACAGCACACAAACGGGCCCACACAGGAGAGAGGCCCUACAGGUGUGCUGAGUGCGGGAAGAGCUUCUCUCAGAGCUCCAGCCUCCUUUCGCACCAGAGAAUCCACACGGGGGAGAGGCCCCACGAGUGCCCGGAUUGCGUGAAGUGCUUCCGCGACAAAUCUGCUUUCUUCGUUCACCGGAGGACCCACACGAGAGAGAAGCCGUAUAACUGCUCUGGCUGUGGGAAGAGCUUCAGCCAUCGCUCCAACCUGAACACGCACGAAAGGAUACAUACAGGGGAGAAGCCUUACAAGUGCUUGGACUGUGGGAAGACCUUCGCCCAGAGACCAAGCCUUACUGCACAUGAGAGAAUCCAUUCCAAAAAGACAUUGCAGGACUGCUGAAAGG